AUGGAGUCCUCAGGCAUCUCAGAGUCCACCACCUAUUUUGAUUACAAUCCCCAGAUCCUUCUGUGUGAGAGCACGACUUUUGUCGUGGCCACCUUCACCACCACCAUCCUGUACUGCCUGGUGUUCCUCCUCAGCCUGCUGGGCAACAGCCUGGUGCUGUGGGUUUUGAUGAAGUACGAGAGCCUGGAGUCCCUCACCAACGUCUUCAUCCUCAACCUGUGCCUCUCAGACCUGGUGUUCUCCUGCUUGUUGCCCGUGUGGAUCUCGGGGUUCCACUGGGGCUGGGUGCUGGGAGACUUCCUCUGCAAGCUCCUCAACAUGGUCUUCUCCGUCAGCCUCUACAGCAGCAUCUUCUUCCUGACCGUCAUGACCGUCCACCGCUACCUGUCGGUGGUGAGCCCCGUCUCGAGCUUGCGCGUCCACACCCUCCGCUGCCGCCUGCUGGUGACCACAGCCGUGUGGGCAGCCAGCAUCCUGUCCGCCAUCCCCGAUGCCAUCUUCCAUGAGGUGCUUUCUUCGGCUUGUGACUAUUCCGAGCUCAGGUGGUUCUGCGCCUCGGUCUACCAGCACAACGUGUUCUUCCUGCUGUCCCUGGGGAUUAUCCUGUUCUGCUACGUGCAGAUCCUCAGGACGCUGUUCCGCUCGCGCUGCAGACGGCGCCACCGGACGGUCAGGCUCAUCCUCGCCAUCGUGGCGGUGUACUUCCUCAGCUGGGCGCCCUACAACCUCGCGCUGCUGCUGCAGGCGCUGCUCAAGACCGGGCUCAUCCGGAGCUGCGAGUUCAGCCAGCGGCUGGCCUACGCCCUGCUCGUCUGCCGCAACGUCGCCUUCUCCCACUGCUGCUUCAACCCGGUGCUCUACGUCUUCGUGGGGGUCAAGUUCCGCAGGCACCUCAAAAGGCUGCUCCAGCGGUUCUGGAUCUGCCGGCAGCAGGCAGCCAGCCCUCCGCCGUUCCCGCUGUCCCCCGGCGCCUUCAACUACGACGGCGCCUCCUUCUACUGA
Cynocephalus volans (Philippine flying lemur) is the source of this 1002-nucleotide messenger RNA. RefSeq names its product X-C motif chemokine receptor 1 (gene XCR1). Lineage: Eukaryota; Metazoa; Chordata; Mammalia; Dermoptera; Cynocephalidae. Gene Ontology annotation, cellular component: external side of plasma membrane; membrane. Gene Ontology annotation, molecular function: C-C chemokine binding; C-C chemokine receptor activity. The record is from RefSeq and is a predicted model, not a curated record. The transcript has a single exon. Bases 1 to 1002 code for a protein of 333 amino acids. Gene Ontology annotation, biological process: G protein-coupled receptor signaling pathway; calcium-mediated signaling; cell chemotaxis.